Acyrthosiphon pisum (pea aphid) is the source of this 2332-nucleotide messenger RNA. Its product is annotated as putative cytochrome P450 6a13. The transcript has 4 exons. The coding region runs from base 315 to 1847 and encodes 510 amino acids. Lineage: Eukaryota; Metazoa; Arthropoda; Insecta; Hemiptera; Aphididae. Gene Ontology annotation, molecular function: heme binding; monooxygenase activity; oxidoreductase activity, acting on paired donors, with incorporation or reduction of molecular oxygen. The record is from RefSeq and is a predicted model, not a curated record.
AAUGAGUGAGUCUUACAAUACAUGUUUACACGUAUCUGUUCGAUUUAGUUAUCGUGGAGAGUUAAUUGACAGGUAGUGGAAGACGUGCAUUAUAAUUAAGAUUUUUUACCGUUCCAAGUUAUUAAUUAAUUGGUCUAUUUCUAACUAAAUUGAUUAUUUUUAUCGUAAUAUUAAGCAUUUGACCACAGAAGAUAUUUAAAGUUGCAUGUAUUACAUAUAUCGAGCUAGAGCCGUUUAACCCGGUUUCGAUUAAUAAUUUAAAUUGAACAUUGUUAGUCUCAAUACUCUUUUUUGAUUCGUCAAAUACUUUUUAUAUGACCAUGUUCACCGCCAGUUGGUGGAUAAAUGUCAUUACGCCAUGUACAAUAAUAGUUACGAUAACCUAUUAUUUCUGCGUGUCGACCUUUAAGAAAUGGGAAAAGCUCAACGUGCCUUACAUUAAACCAAUUCCGUUGUUUGGAAACUUUUUGAAUGUGGCUUUGGGAAAGAACCAUCCGCUGGAAUUUUACAACAAAAUCUAUCACGAGUUCGCCGGUCAAAAAUAUGCAGGAGUGUUCCAGAUGAGGACGCCGUAUUUGAUGGUUCGCGAUCCAGAAAUAAUCAACGACGUGAUGAUAAAAAACUUCUCGUCUUUCCCUGAUCGUGGAAUUUACUCGGAUUUCGUGGCCGAACCAUUGACGAACAACCUGUUACUCAUGGAAAACCCUCAAUGGAAAAUAAUAAGAAACAAAUUGACCCCUGCUUUUACGGCGGGAAAGCUAAAGACAAUGUACGAUCAGAUCAAAGAGUGCGGCGACGAAUUGAUGAAAAACAUCGAUAUAGAUUUGAAUAGAACCAGCAACGAAAUAGAAGUAAAGGACAUCAUGGGAAAGUAUUCUACCGACGUCAUCGGCACUUGCGCUUUUGGGCUCAAGUUGAACGCCAUAAACGAUGACGAAUCCCCAUUUCGUAAGUAUGGCAAAUUAAUAUUCAAACCUUCACUAAGAGUCCUUAUGAGAGAAUUGUGUGUGAUGAUUACUCCUGCACUUUUGAAAGUCGUAAGACUGAAAAAAUUUCCAACGGCCGCAACAGACUUUUUUCACGCGGCGUUUAAUGAAACGAUGACUUACAGACUUGAGAAUAACAUAGUCAGAAAUGACUUCGUUCAUUAUUUAAUGCAAGCGAGAAAUGAUUUAGUUUUGAAUACAGAUUUACCUAAACAUGAAAAAUUUGCUGAAUCACAAAUCGUAGCAAAUGCUUUUGUAUUGUUUGCUGCUGGUUUUGAAACUGUGUCCUCGGCUAUAAGUUAUUGUUUAUAUGAAUUAGCAUUAAAUAAAUCUAUUCAAGACAGAGUACGCAAAGAAAUACAACUACAACUGUCCAAAAAUAACGGACAAAUUAACCAUGAACUUUUGAUUGAUCUUAAUUACUUGGAUAUGGUUAUAGCAGAAACACUCCGUAAGUAUCCUCCACUGGUUGCUUUGUUCAGAAAAGCAUCACAAACGUAUCGAGUACCCAACAGUUCAUUAAUAAUUGAAAAGGGCCAAAAAAUUAUAAUUCCAAUUUAUGCGAUUCAUUACGAUAAUAAGUAUUACUCGGACCCUGAAAAGUUUAUUCCUGAAAGAUUUUCGGCUGAAGAAAAAGCAAAACGGCCAAGUGGUGUUUAUCUUCCAUUUGGCGACGGACCUCGAAUAUGUAUAGGAAAACGCUUCGCAGAAAUGGAAAUAAAAUUGGCUUUUGUUGAAAUAUUGACCAAGUUUGAAGUAUUUCCAUGUGAAAAAACAGAAAUUCCUCUAAAAUAUUCUAAGAAAGUUUUAACAUUGGUGUCAAAACAUGGAAUUUGGCUAAGAUUUAAAAGAAUUAAUUGACCUACGAUUUUACAGUUAUGGACUAAAAAAAAACACUCAUGUUUUAAUUCAACAAUUUGUUUUUAACUGAUUUAACUAUAUAACUAUUUAACCUGAGAACUCGAAUGAUUUUUACUUUAUUUUUUUCCAUCCAAGAUAAUUUAAAAAUCACUCCAUGCUUUAUAUUUAAUAUUAAAUAAGACGGUGUCAAAUAAAAAAGUUUAAAAUACAUUGUACAUGGAUUAUAAGAAUUCUAUGAAUUAUUUUUAUAAUUUUGUAAUUUAAGUACAUAGGUAUUUAUGUUUUUAUGUUUACAGUCUUAGUGAUUUAUAGCUAAUACCUACAUUAACAACAGUCUUUGAAAUUUCCAAAAUGAUUAUUCAAAAUAUUUUUUUUAUUAACUUAUACAUACCUAACUAUCUUUAGAUACCAGCUAUAUCUUUAUUAUAUUUAACUAUCGUAUGGAAGUAUGUCAUAUAGUUAAAUAUACGUCAUAUUAUGUUAUA